Messenger RNA from Thamnophis sirtalis, 1238 nucleotides. It is a transcript of the gene EXOSC3, whose product is annotated as exosome component 3. Gene Ontology annotation, molecular function: RNA binding. Gene Ontology annotation, biological process: TRAMP-dependent tRNA surveillance pathway; nuclear polyadenylation-dependent rRNA catabolic process; U4 snRNA 3'-end processing. The record is from RefSeq and is a predicted model, not a curated record. NCBI's taxonomy places the organism in Eukaryota, Metazoa, Chordata, Lepidosauria, Squamata, Natricidae. Gene Ontology annotation, cellular component: cytoplasmic exosome (RNase complex); nuclear exosome (RNase complex).
AUGGCGGGCGCCGCAGCUUGCUUGGCCGAAACGCGGGUGGGGCAAGUAGUGAUGCCGGGGGAAGCGUUGAUCUUGCCCAGCCAGGGCGAAGCGGACGGCGAGCGGCUGCGUCUGAAUUCGAGUGGGCCGCAGAAGGGGCGGCUGGUUUGCGGGCCGGGGUUGAGACGCGGCGCCGACGGCCUGCUAGUUACCAAAUGCGGGUUGCUUCGCUACCGUGGCCAUUCCGCUCAGACCGGAAGUGGGAGCGGAAGUAGUUCCGGGGGAACCUAUUGGGUGGACUCACAACAGAAGCGGUAUGUCCCAGUGAAGGGAGAUCAUGUGAUCGGCAUAGUGACAGCCAAAGCUGGGGACAUAUUCAAACUGGAUGUUGGAGGCAGUGAACAUGCCUCUCUCUCUUACUUGGCAUUUGAAGGAGCCACCAAAAGGAACAGGCCGAAUGUGCAGGUGGGUGACCUUAUUUAUGGUCAGUUCAUCGUGGCCAAUAAAGAUAUGGAACCCGAGAUGGUCUGCAUAGACAGCAGCGGCCGGGCGAAUGGCAUGGGAAUCAUAGGACAGGAUGGCUUUUUAUUCAAGGUCUCGCUAGGCCUGAUAAGAAAACUCUUGGCUCCAGAUUGUGAAAUCAUGUGGGAUUUGGGACAACUUUAUCCUUUUGAGUUAGUGUUAGGAAUGAAUGGAAGAAUCUGGGUAAAAGCCAAAACAAUUCAACAGACUUUAAUAAUAGCAAAUGUUCUGGAGGCUUGUGAGCACAUGACAGCCGAACAGAGGAAAUGUGUAAUUGCAAAAUUGUUAGAAAACUGAUGCCGAUGAGGAUGAUGACGCGUGAUAAAUUUCCAGAGAGAGAAAGAGAAAAUGCUGCACAUUUAAAUAUUUUUUAGGUAUACGAUAAAUACAAACUAGAGCUGUUAAUUCUAUGUAUUUUGGGGGUUGUUGUUUCUUGUACUCUAUCCUGUUUAUUUUUCAAAUGGGAAGUUCUGUACUUAGUAGUGGACUUUUUGUAAAGAUUCCCAAACUACAACGUUGUAAAUGUUUGUUGAAGAUUUUUAAAAAGGAGAUACUUGCUAUUUUUUAACUUGAUAUUCGUUUCAUUUAAUUUGCAAAUAUGUACAGACUUUUUCACGAGAAAUUUUUUAAUUCACUGAGAUGUAUGUUACAUGCAUCAUGGCCUAAGACUGAAUUGGAUUUUUAUUCUGAAAAGUAGAUGCUGAAAAAAUGAAAUAUAAAUAAAAAUUACCAGAGAA